CCAAGGGGGAGUUUGAGCAUUGUCGUUCCAUUUCGUUAAAACCGUUUUCGCGCUCGAAAAUCAGACAGCAUCAGAAAAUAGCCUUAACUUCAUCGAUUUUAAUCAAAUUGAACUAUGGAUGCGAAAGAUAUACUCGGAAUACCGAAAAAUGCAUUGCCAAUAUCUCAAGAGAAGAAGUCCAAGCCUCCUAAAGAACCUCAAAGGAAGCCUGAUGGCAUUUCUCGAGAGGUAUAUAUGCUUACUGGGGGAGUAGCACCUCUUAUGCCUACAGUUGAUGUCUCUCAAUUGAAGAAACGUCCACCAACUGACGAGAAGGUUACCUGGCGAUGGCUGUCAUUCACAAAUUCAGCUCGGAAAGAUAAUUUGGAGCUAUACCAUUGGGUCAGAGUUGUAAAUGGUGUGCCUCCAACUGGUGAUUACCCUUUUGCCAAAUACAACAAGUCAGUUGAUAUUAUCAAGUACACGGACGAGGAGUAUGAGAAGUACUUGACAGAUCCAAAGUGGUCCAAGGAAGAGACAGAUACCUUAUUUGACUUGUGCGAAAGGUUUGAUCUCCGCUUCGUACUAAUAGCUGAUAGGUUUCCAUCGACUCGAACUGUGGAGGAGCUGAAGGAUCGGUAUUAUAGUGUGUCUCGGGCAAUACUGAUUGCUAGAGCUUCAUCUCCUGCUGAGGUUUCUUUUCAUCCAUUGAUUAAGGAACCAUACAAUGUAAAGCAGGAGACUGAGCGCAAGAAAGCUUUGUCUAUGGUUCUUUCUCAUACAAAGUAUCAAGAGCGCAAGGAUGCUGAGAUUCUUGCUGCAGCCAAAAGAAUCCAAGAGUCACGAGUCUCGGCUAAGGGUGUAGAGGAGUCAGGAUUACCAUCAGCUUCAGAUCCUGGUGUGGAACCUUCUGAUCGUGCUGUUCAACCUGACUCUGGAUCACCUAUAGCUGCCGCUCCAGCUGCUGCAGGAGAUAAUGCAACCCCAGCCUCUCUUCGUAUGUUGCGCGUGUAUUUGAGGACGUAUGCUCUUGACCAAAUGGUGCAGGCUGCUAGUUCUUCUGCUGGCCUUAGAACAAUUAAACGGGUUGAACAGACUUUGCAAGAUCUUGGGGUUAAUUUGAAACCAAAAGUUCCUACAAAAGCUGUAUGUGCAGAGCAUCUUGAAUUGAGAAAAGAGAUAUUAACUUUAUUGAAUCUUCAAAAGCAGUUGCAAUACAAGGAAGCAGAGGGUUCAUCUCACCGUGAUGGAUCUUAUACCGACACUCCAGGAUCACCAAAGCGAUCACAUCGUGCUGGGGAUCAGGACCGUGCUUUUGUUCCCGAACCUAUAAGCUUUGGUGGUGAUCGAGUAGGCAAAAGGGAUCAGAAAAGAAAGGGUCCUGGAAGAUCAUCAGAUGUUCCAUCAUCACCAGCUACCAAACGAGCUCGAAAGAUGAAAGCAGAAGGAUGAUUGCAGAACCAUGUUUAAAUUAGGGGUUUAGGACGAUAAUUGGAUCGAUGCGGCCUAUAUCAUCUUGAUCUAUAUUCUGUGCCCAUCUGAGCUCUCUUUGUAUCUCAAUAACUCAUUUGUAUUUUACAAUUGCGAAAUUCAGGCAUUUUUGUCAUAUUUGUAUUGGGUCCGCAACACAUGAUCUAAUUUUCUAUGUCUUGGCGCUCAAAUUAGAUUAUAUCGGUAGGAUUUGACCUACACUUUAAUACCCCGAUGCUAGUAUUACUCUGAUUGGUUGAUGGUAUUAAAAGGUGGUAAUCUACAGUAUAGCAGCUUGAAGGACAAGACAAGGUAUGAUUUCGUUUAUCACCAGUUAUACAAAGAUGUGGAUUGUGUGGCGAUGUGACAAAGAUGGCACAAUUUGGUCACCGGCCUUCCAGUUUUACCAUCCAAUGGAAGUCAGAAGUAUAAUGGCCAAGAUGUCUACGUUUCUGUUGUGUUACAUUACAGCCUACAAUGGCGAAGAAUUGUGAAAUGCCUCCAUAGCACUUGUUCAAUAACAUUAUAUGGUAGUUAUUUUCUUUUGUUUAUGUUUAUUAGUUUUAAUGA
Amaranthus tricolor (Joseph's coat) is the source of this 2019-nucleotide messenger RNA. RefSeq names its product SWR1-complex protein 4. The transcript is spliced from 17 exons. Lineage: Eukaryota; Viridiplantae; Streptophyta; Magnoliopsida; Caryophyllales; Amaranthaceae. The record is from RefSeq and is a predicted model, not a curated record. The coding region runs from base 115 to 1431 and encodes 438 amino acids. Gene Ontology annotation, molecular function: transcription corepressor activity. Gene Ontology annotation, biological process: DNA repair; chromatin remodeling; negative regulation of transcription by RNA polymerase II. Gene Ontology annotation, cellular component: nucleus; Swr1 complex; NuA4 histone acetyltransferase complex.